UAUUAGAUCCUGAUUUUUUAUUUCUCUCGCGUCUCCUCCUGCAAUCUUGGGCUUCGAAAUCGCACCCCCCUCUCUCACAUCUCCUCCUUCGAUUCGCCCCUGCUUCGACGGCUCGUCCCGCCUAUUCUCCAUCCCGUAUCGCCCCCCAAAAGAAAUUAUGCUGGUGAUUACCGCAAGUAAGUUGUGGUUGGAUCAGCCGAGGAUCGUGCUGAAGAUCAGCUGGAAGGGGAUCGAGAGUCCGGAGCGUGGCAAGGUCUAUUAUCACCACGACAGCACGACAAUCACGACGACAAUCGCCAAAGACGUCAGCUGCUUCAUCGAGAACCUGGAUGGCUGCAUGACCGAGAUCUUCCAGGAGCUCGACGUGGCCGUUCCUUUUCUGAGCCGCCUGCCUCCUUACAGCAUCGAUAAACUCUACAUAGAGCGGCAUUUGCGGAACAUGGUAUGCAAAGCUGUAAACGCGUGCGCCUCCGGAGGAGGCUUUAUGCUCACGUUUGAAAUCACCGUAGCAUUUGAUUCGGAUCCGGAUCGGUAUCUGUUUACAAUUACAAACAAAAAGCCUGUACUCGCAACCGUAGCUACAGACGCAGAUCCUUUGCAUUCUUCUAUGGACCAACAACCGAGGCUCACGACCGUGCUGCCUACAGAUGCAGAUUCUUCGUGCUCCGAUCUGCUUGGAUAAGUUAUUCGGAGAGGAGAUGGCGG
Ananas comosus (pineapple) is the source of this 705-nucleotide messenger RNA. RefSeq lists its product as uncharacterized. The record is from RefSeq and is a predicted model, not a curated record. Lineage: Eukaryota; Viridiplantae; Streptophyta; Magnoliopsida; Poales; Bromeliaceae. The coding region runs from base 158 to 682 and encodes 174 amino acids. The transcript is spliced from 2 exons.